AUAUAUGACCUCUACUUUAUUUACUUCUAAGAAGGAUCCAUACUUUAUGGUCUUAACGUAGUGUUAUAUUUUCUUUGCCUUAUGGCAUAAAUUACCUAUAUCAAACUAUGUCAUUUUGAAUUUUAUUUACAAUUUGUACUAGUUUUUGUAGGAAGUUUUAUUGAAACGUUUUUAUUUCUUACAUAUUUCUAGUGGAAAUGAACGAAAGUGUUUAAAAAAAAACAAUAAGAACCUCAUGUAAGUAAUAUUUACAUUUACAUGCCUAUUUUUACAUUUUACAUGCCUUUUCAGUUGCAUCUGGUUUCCUACUAUUUGCCAACAGAACUGAAAUUUAGUAUAAAUUCGAUGCCAAUGUUAUGGUUCCAGGAUGAUGGGCCCGAAGACGGCAAUUGGGAUUUUCCAACAAUUAAUAAAACAACCCCAUGGAGUUUGGGUUCCUUAAAAUCAUCGUGAUUAGUAUCUAGUAGAUCAUACUCUAAAGAAAACUAAGUUGACGAUAAAACCUUUAUCAAAAAUUUUGGGGAAUGGUGGGAGCCUGAAACCUCUAGUAUUAUAAUGAAACAAUGCAAUGCUUUUAGUUGAUGUCUUUAUUUGUUGCUUUCAGAAACUCGAUGGUUCCAUAUGCUAGCUAAGGAGCGACCUAAAAAAGUCCGAAUUAAUAUUACUACUUAUUCUAAACCCAAAAGAAAAUAUAUCGUCGAAAUGAACAAAACUUGCGGCUCUAGAAACGAAAAUUCAAGAUUCAUAUGCUCGAUAUGUCUAAAUAGCAAUGCAAGAAACCUGGAGCAAAGCAAUCUCGAAUGCGAUAAAAGGAAAUCUAAAUCAUGUCCAAUGUGUCAAGGAACUGCCACAAAUUUAUCGCAUGAAAGAACCAAUAAAACUGACAAGAUUGAAAAUAAAGUCGAAGAUAGCAGGAUAAAAACCGUACAUCCGCCCAAAAUAAAUGUUGAUCAUGGACUAAAUCUUCUAACUGAAGUGUUGACUGUUUUUCAAAGUCAAAAGGAACAUAAUGACAAAGAAAAAAGUAGAACUAUCGUAUUAAAAGACGCUUGUGUGGCAGCGGAGUUAGGGAAGACCAAACCUAAAUUAUCUCUUAGCAAAAUUUUCCAAUUAUCUAUCGAAGGAGGCUGUGUCCAGGAAAGCGGUAAAUUUUGCUUAGUCAACGCAUGCCAACCGAAAGUAGCUACUAACUCCCAGUGUUCUAUAGACCUGAUAAAACAUAAAUCUUCUUCGAUACCCCAAAUGAAGAUGGAAGAACUGAAGAAUUCCUUGAAAGAAAAAACUAAAACUAAUAAAGAUGCUAUAGAAGAAGUUAACAGAAUGUUUGCUACUGUGAAAAGAGAUGAUAAUUUCGAUAACAUAAACAGACCUCUGGUCAGGAAUGGACCUAGAGUAUUGCCAGUGGUAAAAACCUCAUCGGAGAAGCCAUCGCAAAGACGAUCAGAUGAGGAUUCUGACCGCAGUCACAAUGAAAUAUGCAAAUGUUGCCAGAAUAAUCAGAACUAUUACUUGUCUAGCGGGGAUUCUUUGGCGAAAAGGGAACGAUGUGAGAAAAGUAUCAACGUGGAAUGUUGCAACAAAAAUCACAACCGUUUAUCUAAAGAAAUUCAAGUCUGUGAACGUUGUCGGAAACCUAGUUAUGGUUCUGAUUAUUAGAUCAGUUUAUGUAGAUGAAAUAAAUCGUCGAGUAACUAGGUAACUUUUGUGGCUUUUCUUUGAUAUUCCGAAAUUCAUAUUACGUAUCUUGAACAUCUAGCUGAAUACACGGGGGGUCUAGCGCGGACUGUGUUUUUCUUAGUUUCCCUUUUUCAAUGUUUGUUUUAAUCGCACUUAUACUAGGUAUAUUAGAGAAACGUAU
This is a messenger RNA of Cydia pomonella (codling moth), 1858 nucleotides long. RefSeq lists its product as uncharacterized. The record is from RefSeq and is a predicted model, not a curated record. Bases 622 to 1656 code for a protein of 344 amino acids. The transcript has a single exon. Lineage: Eukaryota; Metazoa; Arthropoda; Insecta; Lepidoptera; Tortricidae.